Molecule: messenger RNA, 894 nt
Organism: Penicillium crustosum
Lineage: Eukaryota; Fungi; Ascomycota; Eurotiomycetes; Eurotiales; Aspergillaceae
Product: RTA1 domain-containing protein
Exons: 3
Coding region: 1-894 (297 amino acids)
Cellular component (GO): membrane
Source: RefSeq, a predicted model, not a curated record
AUGGCUUCCAACACGGGUGCAGAGGUAGACUUCAAACUAUACCGCUAUACGCCCUCUCUCGUGGCUGCAAUCCUUUUCACAAUUCUGUUUGUGCUCGCAACCUUCUAUCACCUUUAUCAGGUUGUUCGUACCCGAUCCUGGUACUUUAUAGUAUUCGUCAUCGGAGGAGCCUUUCAAAUCAUAGGUUACAUUUGCCGCGCGCUAGCCCAUAACAACAAAGAGAAUAUCCCACUUUACUCGAUUAGCACGAUCAUGAUCCUUCUUGCUCCUCCUCUCUAUGCAGCCUCCAUAUACAUGACUCUCGGUCGUCUCAUUGUGCAUUUGAACGCUGAGAAGUUAAGUAUGGUGCCAGUGAAAUGGCUUACCAUAAUUUUUGUCUCGGGAGACGUGAUUGCAUUUUUGAUGCAAGCAGCAGGUGGAGGGAUCAUGGCAAGUGGAACUCUUUCCGCAAUGACCACCGGCGAACAUAUCACGAUUGGCGGUCUUGUCGUCCAAUUGGUGUUCUUCAGCGUUUUCAUUGUAGCUGCAACAAUCUUUCACUGUCGGAUUCGCAAAAGUCCCACCGAGAAGUGUUUUAACCCAGUACGCUCAUCUGGAGUACUGCAAAUGCCUACUUGGGAAAUUGUCAUGACUGGGCUAUACGUGGCCAGCAUUCUGAUUCUCAUUCGGUCCAUUUUCCGACUCAUUGAAUAUGCCCAGGGCAACAGUGGAUACCUGAUCAGCCACGAGGCGUUCCUAUAUGUCUUUGAUUCAACGUUGAUGCUAUUCGCCAUGGUUGCGAUGAGUAUUUUCCACCCAUCGAAGAUUCUUUCCCAAUCAACGAAGCCACUGCGCUCUUCGAGACGGUCGCGUUCAGCAAGGAAGGAACAACCUUUGACAAGAGAAGAAGUCUAG